GGGCGGUUCGGCGAAGAUUUCUAUCUCUUGGCAACUCUCGCCCUCUUUAGUGUCACACAUUCAAAGUUGGGGCUGAGGGAAGGGGGGACUGGACUGGGCUCUGCUGCCUGCAGAAAGGAGCUCUGGCUGGCCGGUUGGCGGGGCUUUAUUUGGAGGAAGGGAGAGAGCCAGAGAGAAAGAGAUGACAGAGGGAGGCUGAGAGGCGGUUGCGGGUGCGUGUCAGGGAAGUUGGUGCUCUCCUCAGUACGAAGGCUGCAGGAAUCAGUGGGUCGUUGUUGUGUAUCCCUGAUGUUGUUGGUUUGGGCUGCGCUGCCGUUCUUGCGAGGUGGGGGGGGGGGCGGGGGGACCGGGAUCUUGUUGGACGGGGCAGUGAUUUUGUUUUGUCUCCAGGGGGUUGUGUGCGCUUCAGUCGGGACAGUGUUUUGUAACAUUGGUAAGUGAUUGGGCGCAGCUGUCGCCCUUGCACCAAGGAGCCACAGAUUGUUGGGGUUCGGUUGGCGGUUGCUAUUGUUCUUGCGGAGUUGCAGUUAAUUCACUUUCCGGAUAAGAACGACUAGUAACUAACCUGCCGAAAGAAAGAAAUCAUCUGGAGAGAACAGGAUCCAGUCGGGCUCUGUGGAACGUCAGGGGAGAGGUGGGGACUGUAGGUCGAAUUGAUUCUUAGGUAGUAAGGAAGCCCCUUCUUCUCCCACCCCCCAAGAACUGAAAUUUGUUCUGUUGGAACUAACUAUGAGAAGUUGAAAAAGAGCCGGGGGUGUUUUUGUUAGUCUAUUUGCUUUUCCUUCGUCUAGCCUUGGUCAAAGCCUGUUAGGGUAGGGCGGAGGCUACGGUGAGAAGGGAGGGCGGGAAAGUUUCCGGCGUUUAGUUAAGAAAACGGCCUGGCUGUAGGUGGACCUUCCUCCCGGUCCUUAGAAUUGCUGCCGGAAGUGGCAGAGUUUCUUUGAGACGAUUUGAGAUCUCCGGAGUGUUAUCCAAUACCCAGUUAGUGGUGAUUCCGGACAGGCCCUGGGUGUCUUUACACCACCCAGCUUGGGGGUCGAUACUGAGGGUGACCCGAAGAGCUUUAGAGGAGUCACUGAGCAGGAGUGCUGGCGUGGGGAAAAGGCCCAGAGUGUCUCGGCAAGCUCCUAUUCGAGAGGUCUCGGCUCUCCUUCCCUGCCAGGAUGGAACUGAGAUCCGAGAUGCCCAGCGUGCCCUCGGGAACUUCGUCGGUGCCCCCCAGUUCAGUAGCUGCGGCCGCGGCAGCCGCAGCCGCUAGUCUGCCGGUGAGCGUGGCCGGGAGCCUUCUGCGGGCGCCGCCGUUGCUCCUGCGAGCGGCUGAGAAGUACCCACGCACGCCCAAGUGUGCCCGGUGCCGGAACCACGGCGUCGUGUCUGCGCUCAAGGGCCACAAGCGCUACUGCCGCUGGAAGGACUGCCUGUGCGCCAAGUGCACGCUUAUCGCCGAGCGCCAGCGCGUCAUGGCCGCCCAGGUGGCGCUGCGCCGGCAGCAGGCGCAGGAGGAGAACGAGGCCCGCGAGCUGCAGCUGCUCUAUGGCACAGCCGAAGGGCUGGCCCUGGCCGCGGCCAACGGCAUCAUCCCGCCCCGGCCCGCCUACGAGGUCUUCGGCUCGGUAUGCAGCGCAGAUGGAAGCACAGGGGGCUCAGAGAUCAAGCUGCAGAAAUUCGACCUGUUCCCCAAGACGCUUCUGCCCAACCGGGCCGCUACCCCACAGCAGACCAAGCCCUUGUCGCCAGAGGGGGCAGACGGCGUGCCAGGCACCUCAUCCCCGGAGGCGACCCGCCACGGCUGCGGCUCGGGCUCGGAGAACGGCGACGCCGAGUCCUCCCUCAGCUCGCCUGUCUCCAAAGGCGCCAAGGACAGCAGCGGGGGCGGCGCGCUCGAGGAGGAGAGUCCGGGCUCGAUCAGCCCGCUGGGCUCCGACUCCGGCUGCUCUGAGGCGGAGCGAGAGGAGGCAGGAGCUCCAUCGCCCGGCCUGGCCGCCGCAGCAGCCGUGGCAGCGGCAGGGGCAAGCCGGCAGCAGCGGACGCCCUUGGACAUCCUGACGCGCGUCUUUCCCGCGCACAAGCGCAGCGUGCUGGAGUUGGUGCUGGCCGGCUGCGGAGGGGACGUGGUGCAGGCCAUCGAGCAGAUCCUCAACAACCACCACCACCACCGAGGAGGCAGCCCGGGCCAGAGUCUUGCCGCCGCCGCCGCCGCCUCCACUGGACUUAGCUCGGCGGCGCCGGACAAGGCGAGCGACGAGAGCUGGGUGCGGGCAGCUGGAGACGGGCCGGGCUCUCUGGGCGGCCUGCAGGCGUCACCCGCCAGCGCCGCCGCGCACCACCGCCCCCUGCUGGCCGGCGCCAUGACUCCCGCCAUAGGCGCGCUGGGCAGCCGCUCGGCCUUCUCGCCCUUGCAGCCCAACGCCACCCACUUUGGCGCGGCGGCGGCGGCUGAGGCCAGUGCCUAUCCUCUGGGCACGCACCUGGGCUUGUCUCCCCUGCGGCUGGCCUACUCGGCGGCAGCAGCUCACAGCCGGGGCCUGGCCUUCAUGACGCCUUACUCCACCGCGGGGCUCAUGCCCACGCUGGGCUUCCGGCCGCCGAUGGAGUACGCCUUCAGCGACCUCAUGCGGGACAGAUCCGCCGCUGCGGCAGCUGCAGCCGCCGCCGCUGCCGCCGCCGCCGGUGCGCACAAGGAGCAGGGCUACCCCAAUGGGCUCUAUGGGCCUUUGGUCAACAGCACCCCAGAAAAGCAGUAGGGUAGUCCGGUCCCCGGCGCCAAGCCCAGAACAUGGACUCAGAUCCCACACGAGCGACAGUCGUAGCUAUACGUAAAUAUCCGCAUCGAAAGAUAUAUUUCUACGUGUAUGGAGUCGAGAUUGUGCGAGAGACUUUGGGAUAAGCGAGUAUUUUCUUGCCAUCAGGGAAACAGCGGAAGGGAUGAGAUGAUCCUGAUCUUCAGCAAUUGAGUGGCGUGAUCUAACCAAGAGUUCUGUUUUGCAGUAGUGAUCGCAGCAGUCAUUACUUAUAAUUUGCACUCAGACGCUAAGCGUAUUAUUUAGAAGAAAGUUCACUUGAAAGCAAAUCAGUGGGGUUAAUUUCACGUUUAGGCUUCUGGACUAGACGUGAGUGGAUUUUUAACAUCUCCCACUUUAAAUUGCCCCUAAUAAAAAGUCUUGCCUCAUUCUUUCAGGAAUGAAGCAAUGUAACUACCAAUUUAAACUGAAUGGGACAUUUAGCUACCGAUUUAAAACGGAUUUUUCUUCGAGCACGUGGAAGGGGCAUAUGAAUUAUCAAAUAUACGAGUACAUAAAUGAUGCCUAAUUAUUUCGUUGCCUUCUGUGAGCGUUUACAAUGGAAGCCCUAACUUGCCCUACCCAAACCGUGAGUCCCAACUGAUUUGUAGGUAGUCAGGAUUUCAUUUCACCCUAUCUGUUGCAGCGAAGAGUGGUCAAAUGUGUGGGAGAUUACUUGGUGUAUUGAAAUAUAUUUUUAAAAUGGUAAAGGCGCACUUUCGUUGUUAAAAGUUGUCGAUCAUGUUUUUAUCUUUUGCUUAUGCCCAUAAGCAUGGAUAUUGGUGCGUUGUGAGAUUUAUAUACACAUACCCGUGUGUGUGUAUACCUACAUAAUACAUAUAUAUGUAUACAAGCAAGUGUAUAGUAUGUUAUAAAAUGGAAAUCUAAGUUAUUAAUGUAAUUUGUAGGUGAAUUUAGUAUUAAUGGUAAACUAAAAAGGUUAGUCCGUUUUCAGUUUAAGACGAGCAAAGCAUAGAGAUUAAAUAUAUUGUAAAGAAUUUUAACGCCUCUUUUUAUUCACUCGCUAGGGGGGAAAGAUACAAUUUGUAAAUAAGGUUGCAAAGUAGACAUAUUUGUAAUUGUCCUUUGGAUCCAAAGCCUGUGCUUGACACUGUUUUAACGAGUGAUCUGCAAGAAAAACCAAUGCUGUCUGGUUUCAGUGUAGCAAAAUUCUUGCUGUUUCAAUUUCUGUCUUUUCUCUCUGUUUUCAUUUCAUAGAAAUCCUAGAAAUAAAUGUUAUUUUGUAUUAAAACCAGUCUUAUCAAUA
Messenger RNA from Hemicordylus capensis (graceful crag lizard), 4047 nucleotides. It is a transcript of the gene DMRTA2, whose product is annotated as DMRT like family A2. The coding region runs from base 1164 to 2744 and encodes 526 amino acids. Gene Ontology annotation, molecular function: RNA polymerase II cis-regulatory region sequence-specific DNA binding; protein binding; DNA-binding transcription factor activity, RNA polymerase II-specific. Gene Ontology annotation, biological process: germ cell development; sex differentiation; regulation of transcription by RNA polymerase II. The transcript is spliced from 2 exons. The record is from RefSeq and is a predicted model, not a curated record. Lineage: Eukaryota; Metazoa; Chordata; Lepidosauria; Squamata; Cordylidae. Gene Ontology annotation, cellular component: nucleus.